Molecule: messenger RNA, 3249 nt
Organism: Beauveria bassiana ARSEF 2860
Lineage: Eukaryota; Fungi; Ascomycota; Sordariomycetes; Hypocreales; Cordycipitaceae
Product: nuclear pore complex subunit Nup85
Exons: 2
Coding region: 1-3249 (1082 amino acids)
Biological process (GO): protein import into nucleus; mRNA export from nucleus; positive regulation of DNA-templated transcription
Cellular component (GO): nuclear pore outer ring
Molecular function (GO): structural constituent of nuclear pore
Source: RefSeq, a predicted model, not a curated record
AUGGCGGGCCGCUUCAUCGUCCCAUCCAGCAGCCCUCCCAGCAGUGCGCCGUCGACGCCCGAAAGACGCGGCCAUGGCACGCGUAGCUUUGGGGAUCAACCUUCAAUGACCCCUGCUUUCCAGCUGCCACCCUCAUCUGCAGCUUCGACCACGCCUGCGGGAGCCCCUUCAGACGCUUUCCUGGGCAGCUCCAUGAUGCGCGGCCUGAGCAAGCCCAAGUUUGGCGGUUCUGGUCCCGGACGCAACGUGUUUGACCGAAGCGAUGCCAGCAAUGCCCCCUUGGGGCGUUCAAUCAGAGGCCGUGAACUCGGGCCCUCUGGACUGAGUCGACAGUUCAAUUUCGAUGACGAUGCUGAAGGCGAAGACAUGGAUGCCGAGGGCGAAGACGAGCUGCCUCCCCAGCCUGGUAGCCUCUUUCGCACUUCCCGCAAGAAUGCAUCUCAAGACUCCGGUGCCGACGCUGAUGCUUACGACAUGGAGGCCGAGAUUGAACAAUUUCUUUUGCAAGAGAUGGAGAGUAAGCAGGACAAGGCGGACGAGGCCACGCCUGACGACGAGGAAUCCGAGCUGGGAGACAUGUUUCUCAACAUGCGACACGACGAUAGACCAUACGGCCAGCCCAUUAUCGGUGAGGAUCUCAUCAUGCUGAAUACGCCUGCUGCCACCAAAAGGGUACGCAAAGAAGCCGAGGACAUUUUCCGUCGAUCAUCUGUACACCUUGGCUCAUCGACAAGGAAAACCGAGUUUCGAUUCGGCACCAUUGCGAGAGACUUUUACACGAGCCAAGACGCCGCGACUCUGACCGAGCCGACUGAGCUGAUUGUCAAGAACGAGGAGCUGGUCAGCCGUCUCUACAACGACGGUGUUGGCGCCGAGGAAGAUGUGGACGUGAUGGAUGAUUCUCUCGCCACAAUCUCGCACGACCUACUUCAACUCUGGGAGGAUCACAUAGAGACCCUUCCGCCACCCGAGGGAGAAGACUAUGCAUCUGUUGGUCCCGGCGUACAGGCCCAGCCAUUCGAAAAGGCCAUGUUUGUCGCCAAUCUCAUCCUUCGCAUGCACCACACAAGGUCCAACCAUGAUGGGAAACAUGAAAAAAUUCCUCCUCUGCCAGAAACUCUCUUUCUGUGGAUGCACGAUAGUCACAAUCUCUUCCCCGAUCAGAUUCGCGAGAGCAACCAAUAUAAGCCCAGCCCUGCAUGUCACCACUUGUUUUGGCAAACCCUACGAAACAAUUUGCUGCGAGGAAAUGUUGCCCAGGCAUCUGGGCUGCUGAGGAAUGCUGGAUGGGAGCAUGUGCACAAGGGAACGCAUGGUGAAAAGGCAUAUACGGGCAAAGCGCUUGACAAUGUUCGGCGUUUUGCUGCAGCUACGUGUGAGAUUCUAGAUCAGUGCCCCGGCGCGUCCGGCGAUUGGGAUAUAUGGAACAGUGCCUGGACCCUGUUCCGUGUCCACGCCAAGGGCUCACUGGAUAGACUGACUCUAUUUGCAGAGGGUCGUGGUGUGCAGAUGGACGCUUUUGAAGGAGGCUUCGAUGAUUCUGCUCAAUACAUGUCCACAAUGGCAAAAGAGGCGUCCAGCCAGCUCCCAUGGGAUAUCUACGAGCACCUGCAAAUGGUGUAUGGCAUAGUCCUCGGUCAGCACGAUGCCAUAUUGGAAACUGCCCAAGACUGGUGCGAGGCCACAGUGGGACUUUUCGGCUGGUGGGACGACAGCACACAGCGACGCAAGAAUCUACGCAUCACACAGAGCGGGUUCAACGCGCCGACAACGAGCCGGUUUGGUGCUUCGGAUGAUUACUUGGACCGCCUAUCUGCCGCCUUUCACAAGGUGAUACAGUCCGAUUUGAAUCCCAACACGAUGGAUCCCGUGGAGGUUGCUAUUGCGUCCGCCUUCGAAGGCAACAUCACAGCCGUCAUUGGGUGCCUGAGAAUAUGGUCGCUGCCUGUAGCAAGCGCGUGUGCUGAGAUUGCGUCGUUGGGCGAAUGGCUACCGCGAGAGAAGCUAUGGUCCGACUUGCCUGCAGAUGGACUGGACAUGGACGACCUAGCUCUGCUAGGAAUCACACAGCCGUCCGACGAUGAGAAGCAAGGAAUCAAGGAUACGACACUGGUCAUUUAUGCACGGGAACUGGCCGGCAUUGAGCACUUGACACCGCAGCGAGACGGGUGGGAGGUAGCAAUCGAGGUGCUGGGUCGCAUGGAUGUCCCGGAAAAGUCGGAACAGACUGUCAGCGAGCUUCUGCGGGACUUGCUCGUGACACUCGACCAGCACUCCAGCUCCACGGUGGACAAGAUGUGGAGGAUAUUGAAUGAGCUGGGCAUGGUCAAUUUUGCCGAAGAGACUGCCGAGACGUUUGCGGAUAUAUUGGCCAAAGAAUCUCAUCGAUAUGGUGAAGCUCUAUGGUACUUUGCGCUAUCGCACAAGACAGAGCGAGUGCGUGAAGUGCUAGUUCUACUUACGUCCUAUUCGCUAGUGUAUUCGACAGUGUAUCCGGCAGAGAAGGAGCUGGACAAGGACCUGAGGAAUCUUCUGCGCAACCGUACAGAGACGCUAGAAACGAGAGCGACGCAGGAUCUGGAGGCUGCACAACUGCUGGGCCGAAUGCUGAGUGGCUACGCAACGCUUCGCAAGUUUUAUGAACUACGAGACGAGUGUGCUUUGGUAGACGCAUCGUCGUCCAAGGCCUUGUCGCUACGCAAGCAGGCUGCGUCAGCACUGGUGGCCGUCAUAUCUAGUGCGGAUGAUAAUAUCCGGGGCGGUCUAUACGACGACACACGAGACGCCGUCGUCAGCGAAGAUUUUCUGCUGGCUCUGCUGGGGGAAGCCACAGUAUUCCUGGGUCAGAACCCCUCGACGGUGUCGUUGGAGCAGAUUGACAUUGUACUCAAGGCGAUUGAAGACUUGGAGACGGUGGGCUCGCGCGUCUAUGAAUCGUGCGACGACUUCUUCAAGCUGGUGCUGGCGUCCGGCCAAGGGCUAAAGGGAUCGACCCCGGCAGACCUGAUGAGCAAGUCGACCAAUGCACUGGGAGCGAGCAGCUACAUGAUGACGGGUAGCUCAAUGCUGGCGAGCCAGCUACACAAGUCGGUAGCGGGGGCGGGCAAGGUUGAGAGGGGAUGGGACUGGCGCAAGCAGUGGCAUGCAUCGACUAAGAGCGGCGAGGUGCUGCGUAAGCUGCGGCUGGGAUUGGCGCGGGACCUGGCGGCGCUGUGGCUGGAGGACGCUGACGGAAUGGCGGCGUUUUAA